UCAGCACUAGCUUCUGGGACAUCUGAUUGAUUUCAAGUACCAUUUAAAAAGGGGAUGCAGCAACCACUCUGAAAGACAACUGCACAUUUUACCCUUAUCCCUCACCGAAUGUCACCUACAUUACAACUCGACGAUUCGCACAACGCAGAGCUGGAGGUAUUUAGGGGAACGGUGUUAAGUCCUCUAUUGAUAACAGCCUUUCAUUUCUUGCUAUAUGGCCUAUACCUCCCACUAUUUCGUGCAUCGCUUAUUCUUCUCCAAAAGCGACCACAAUCUUCUUCACGGAGAUUCCACCAAAUAUCACUCAUCACAUUGUUCAUUCUGGCGUCCAUCGCUGUACCCCUGGGCUUAUCAUUUGACAUUCUUCACGUUGCCGUGGCGUAUUACACCUCUCCCGAAAGAUUUUCUAGAAUCCAAAUCGUCAUACAGAUGUGCCGAUACGUUAUUCUUUUAUUCAUGGGAUUAACCGUCGAUAGUAUCUUGGUGUUCCGCUGCUUUGUGAUUUUCGGGUAUCGAGGGAAACGACUCGUAGCCGGGCUUGUUAUUGCUUUCUGCAUCAUCAUUGAUGUCUGCGCACUUUCGUUUUCACUAUGGACAGAAGCCGAGUUUCUUGGAACUAUAGGUAAAGAGACGUCCUUGGUGCCCAGCGCGCCCCAAUAUGUGUCCAACAUCUUUUUGGCAUUGAACGCGUUCACGAAUUUCACGCUUACGAGUGUUCUUGCUGGUAGAAUAUGGUGGGUAUCGCGGAAGACUCGCCAGCUACAAGGGGUAUGGGGGAAGAACCCACCGGAUGAAUGUUUUACUACGAAACUCAAUACUCUUGUCGCUAUAUUGCUCGAAACAGGGUUAAUAUAUUUAAUCGGGCUAGUCGUGUUUAUCUUGGGGAAUAUCGGGGAAACACGCUACGAUAUCGGAUCCGUGUUGUGCCAAGUCGGGGGAAUCGCCCCGACACUGCUCAUUGUUCGCGUCAAUGUAAAUGGUAGGCCCUCAGAUCCAGAGCCCGAGCAAGACCUAUACAAUUGCCCAGGAGAACUGCAAGGGCAACUACCGAAUUACACGGGCACUCGGUCUAUUCAGUCGACAGCGGCGUCAGAACAAAAAUAUCCUGCAACGGAGGUGUAUCUCCGGCCACAGGUGUUGUACUCUCCAUCUGUGGCAAGGUUUCCUGGCCCCGAUACUAGACUGCGGCGUUUCACACUGUCUGGUCCUUCAUCACUGUAACUCUACCCUCACGAAUCGUCUGUACCCUUACCACGGGGUUUCUUGUUCUUAUUUCUUUCUCUCUUCAAUGAUCCUCCGGUUACGUUCUUUCAGUUCUCCUUUCAUCUCCGGGUUAUGCAUCAUUGACACUUCGAGACUGUCGUAAAUUAUCACUGCAAUUUUUAGCCUCUUUGUUCUUGGAUUGCUCUCCAACUGCUGUCACUCCCUCGUAUAUAUAUACCCGUUUGGUCGUUUCUUGGAUACCCUCACAGAAGACGGACGCCUCUAACUUUGAUACUUAGUCAACCAUCGUUUUCCAAUGUACUUUGUGUACCAUUA
This is a messenger RNA of Marasmius oreades (fairy-ring Marasmius), 1539 nucleotides long. RefSeq lists its product as uncharacterized. The transcript is spliced from 9 exons. The coding region runs from base 109 to 1221 and encodes 370 amino acids. NCBI's taxonomy places the organism in Eukaryota, Fungi, Basidiomycota, Agaricomycetes, Agaricales, Marasmiaceae. The record is from RefSeq and is a predicted model, not a curated record.